UAUUCCAUUCGCAAUUGGAUGGUAUAUAUUGUAUCAAUCAAGUGCUAUUUGGCACGUUUUUGCUGGCAAAAUUCUUCAUGGUUUGGCCGUUGGACUGAUGGAAUCUUCGAUUUUAACGUAUCUAGGCGAAAUCUGUGAACCUCAAUUUAGAGGUAUCUUGAUCGGUUAUUCAUUCAUUUAUGGAACCAUAGGAGUGUUUACGACUUUUUUGCUGAAUACAUUGAUGGCUUGGCGAACAAUAUGCAUGGUUUACUUGGCUGUGCCGAUAAUCACAGCGAUUUCGAUAUGUUUUAUCCCAGAAAGUCCACAAUGGAACCUAUCAAAGAAUCGAACUGCUGAUGCUGAAAAAAGCCUCCGCUGGCUGAGAGGCUGGGUGUCAAGUGAAACAGUGGCCAAGGAAUUCCAGGACUUGAAACGACACAGUAAACGUGCAAAAUCCUGUUUUGAGUGCAUCAAAUACGAUCUAGAGUGUACACACCCUUUGCCAACACUUAGUGAAAAAUUCACAGAAUUCAAACGAAGACAAACGCUUCGGCCAUUCUUCAUUGUAAUUUCAAUGUUUUUCCUCACUCAAUUCACGGGAAAUCUAUCAAUGCGACCAUUUAUUGUGCAAAUUUUCAAAGCUUACGACAGUCCUAUUGCAUCAGAUCAAGCGGUGACAAUCAUGAGUAUGCUUGACAAUGUGACAAAUGUGAUAAUCAUGAUUUUGGUUCGAUUCACGGGAAAACGUCGAAUUUAUCUCGUUUGCAUAUCAGGUGUGCUCGUGUGCACCUCAAUUAUUUCGUGGUUUGGAUUCACUUACCUUCCGCCAGGCCAUAUUUCAUUCGAUCAAACAAAUAACAAACCAUUCCAUUUGGAAAACCAAUCACUUGGGUACAUUCCAAUGAUUUGUUUGAUGAUGUGGAACACCUUUUCAUAUUGCGGCUUGAACACAGUGCCUUGGAUGUUGCUGUCGGAAAUGUUCCCAUUUAAGUCUCGGGGCAUCGGCAGUGGGAUUGCAGCUGCAAUGCAUUUUAUUUUUGGAUUCAUUAGCCGGCGUACCUAUUAUGAUUUGGAAACAACGCUCUCAUUGCCGGGUGUUUCGUUACUAUUUGCUUGCAUAUCUUUCAUUGGUCUAAUACUAACAUACAACAUUUUACCCGAGACAGAAAAUCGAUCAUUAGAAGAUAUAGAGCUACACUUUUCCGAUAGUUCCAAGGGAAUCACCGAUCGGAAAAUUAUCAAACAAACAAUGAAAAAUUAAUAUGUAUAAAUGUCGGAUUACAAACAAUUUUCUAUUAUGUUUCAUGAAUAAAGCGAUUUCUAAUCGAA
Contarinia nasturtii (swede midge) is the source of this 1311-nucleotide messenger RNA. Its product is annotated as facilitated trehalose transporter Tret1-like. Gene Ontology annotation, cellular component: membrane. NCBI's taxonomy places the organism in Eukaryota, Metazoa, Arthropoda, Insecta, Diptera, Cecidomyiidae. Gene Ontology annotation, molecular function: transmembrane transporter activity. Bases 98 to 1243 code for a protein of 381 amino acids. Gene Ontology annotation, biological process: transmembrane transport. The record is from RefSeq and is a predicted model, not a curated record. The transcript has 6 exons.